Molecule: messenger RNA, 680 nt
Organism: Drosophila willistoni
Lineage: Eukaryota; Metazoa; Arthropoda; Insecta; Diptera; Drosophilidae
Gene: Adi1
Product: 1,2-dihydroxy-3-keto-5-methylthiopentene dioxygenase
Exons: 5
Coding region: 40-600 (186 amino acids)
Molecular function (GO): acireductone dioxygenase [iron(II)-requiring] activity
Source: RefSeq, a predicted model, not a curated record
GUAGAAACUAACUAACUAACUUAACAAUUUAUAUCAACAAUGGUGCAGGUGUGGUUUAUGGACGAUUCUAAAACGGAUCAGCGCUUGGACCACCAUCGCAGCCCACCUGCUUUCUUGGAAAUAUCCGAACUGCACAAGAAAACUGGCGUAGAGUACUACAAGAUUAAUGCCGAUGACUACCAGAAUGAUCCUCUGCUCAAUGAGCUGCGUGCCAAGCGUGGCUAUACCUAUGAAGAUCAGAUCACCUGCUCGGAAGAAUGCCUGCCGGACUAUGCCAACAAACUGAAAGCGUUCUUCACUGAACAUUUGCAUACGGAUGAGGAAAUUCGUUUGAUUUUGGAUGGAUCUGGUUUCUUCGAUGUGCGCGAUGGUGACGACAACUGGCUACGCAUAAAGGUGGUUAAAGGAGAUCUUAUUAUUAUACCGGCUGGGAUAUAUCAUCGCUUUACUCUGGACAUCAAUAAUUUUAUACAAACUCGCCGAUAUUUCAUCGGAGAACCGGUAUGGGCACCACAUAAUCGACCAGCAGAUAAUAUGGAUUGCCGUAAAACCUAUUUGCAGCAUUUGUCCGAAAGUUUUGUGCAUUUGAAUAAGGCCUAAACCUUGAUGCUAUGUAAUACAUGUUUUUAUACAAAUCCAAGUGCAAUUAAAUAUACCGAAAAACUCGUUUUGAAUGGUAA